Messenger RNA from Trypanosoma theileri, 3525 nucleotides. RefSeq lists its product as uncharacterized. NCBI's taxonomy places the organism in Eukaryota, Euglenozoa, Kinetoplastea, Trypanosomatida, Trypanosomatidae. The record is from RefSeq and is a predicted model, not a curated record. Bases 1 to 3525 code for a protein of 1174 amino acids. The transcript has a single exon.
AUGAGUGGUGGUGAUGGUUCCUCUGCAGAACCCUCUAUUCUAGUAGUAGAGACGAAAUCCAAUGAUUCUAUUUGGAACAGAAGUGGUGGUGGUAAUAGUAAUAGUAGUAGUCAUGGCGCUAAUAAACCCUACGACCCACACUAUGUAUAUCAACAAGAAGAAAAAGAAAUGUAUAGAUAUCCCUCUUCACUUCCUCCUCGGCCUGAAAGUGGUAGUAGUGGUAGUAAUAGUAAUAAUCGCACCGCAUCUUUACAGAGAAAUUGGAUGGGUGGUGAUCGUAAGAGUUCUGACACCUCAAGUCCUAACAAUAGUGGCCAUAAUAGUAAUAAUACUGGAAAUGAUUCCAUAUCCGAAGUAAGAAGAGAGGAAGAAGAAGAAGAAGAAGAGGAGGAGGAGGAACAUAAUAAUAAUAAUAAUAAUAAUAAUAAUAAUAAUAAUAAUAAUAAUAAUAAUAAUAACCCUAUGGAUGUAAGAGAAGAAGGGUAUGAAACUGAACCGUACGAAGAAUAUACAAACUCCAGUGAAAAUGAAAAUGAAGAAGAUGAAGAAAAUAACGAUAAUGAUAACGAUGAUGAUGAUGAUGAUAUGGCUGAGCGAGUCCUUCUAACUCUGCAGCGAAAGGAUGAACUGUUAGAAGAACAGGCCCGUUGUUUAGAGCGACGAGAGUUGGAAACAAUUCAGUUAAAGCGGGAAUUAGAGGAAUUGCAGGAAGAAAAGGAACUUCUCAUGCAACAACUGCGGGGAUUUCUUAAUACGGCCAUAGUAACAUCAUCAUCAUCAGUAUCAUCAUCAUCUAAUAUACAUUCCAAUAAUAAUAAUAAUAAUAAUAAUAAUAAUAAUAAUAAUAAUAAUAAUAAUAAUAAAAUAGAUCUAGAUCCAUCACAACAACAAGAAGAAGGAGAAGAAGAAGAUACGGUUCAUCUCAAGGCACGUAUUCUCCAACUCACUGCGGAGUUAACACAAACAAAGCGAGAGGCAAAACAACAGGAAAAGAAACACGCACAUGAUCUAAACAUCAUUCAACGUGAAAUGCGGGAGUUCUCCACACUUGUGGAUGACUUAAAUUCCACCAAGUCUACACUCCAACGUACACAGAAACAAUUAGAAGAAGCCGCUGAGGCGAAGGUGCGAUCGCAAUUAGAACGAGAUCGAUUUGUACGAACGCUGCAGGAGGCAAUGCACCGCGAACGGGAUGAACAUCAACGAAUUGUCCAACAACUGCAGGCGGAGACUCAAACAUUACGACAAAGUGUAAACACAAUGGAAGAACGAUAUCAUCAUGUAGAUAACCAGCAUGUUAACACACAGACAGAACUUCAUACACUUCGAGUGGAAAUUCAACAAUUACGAUCUGAACGUGAGGUGUUGUUAAAACAAGUAGAAGCCGGGGAAUCUUUAUUACAACGACAACAAGAACAACAACAACAACAACGCCAUGCAGAACGUGUGGAACAGCAAAAAUUACAAACCGCAUUAGAUACCGCCAUGCGGGAAUUAGAACAAUUACGAUUAAUGUGUACAACUCAACAGGAGGAAGAAGAAAAGGCCAAACAUCAGCGAUGUAUGCAACUCUCUGCAGAAGUGGCCCACUGUGUGCAGAGUACCGAACAAUUAGAGACGGCACUUGUGCAGAUGGAGAAAAGAUGUCGGGCAGCUACAGCACGAGAAACACAAAUAACAGCCGAACGUGAUGCUUUGCGUACACAACUUCAACAACAAAAUACCGCCACUCGACGGGAAUUGUUAGAACAACAACAACUCGCAGAGGAAAUGGCAAACUUCCAUCGUGCCAAGUUACAACAACAACAAGAGGCAUUAAGAGAGACUAGACAACGGGUGGAUGCACUUUCACAGGAGUGUACACUCGCAAGAGAGAAACAAGCCACACUGCAGACCACACUCCUACACACACAACAACAAUAUGAUGAGACUAUAGUGGAAUUACAACAACGAUGUGAAGAUAUCACUCGACUGGAGCAAACUCUCUCACAAGUAGAGGAAGCCUAUCGUAUCUCUACACUGCAGGAACAGGAAAUGAUGGCAACAGUGGAGAAACUACGAAAUCGACUACGACAAAGAGAAGAGGCACGACGGUUGCUAAAACGUAAAGUGCAGAGAUUAGAAGAAAAAGAGGCAAAACGACAAGUGGUUGAAAAUACCGCCGCCCUUCUUCACACCAGUCGACCAUCUAAACAAUCCAUCAACUCCUCUCAUGUAUUAGAAAAGAAUGGAAUACCAAUGGAAACUACCAAACCCCCUACAGUUAUUCAUACUCAUAAUCCUAAUAAUAAUAAUAAUAAUAAUAAUACAACGGCAUCUGGUUUAUCGGCAAUGGGAGAAUCAUCCUAUAAGGCGUUGGUGGAUUUGUGUCGGUCAAAAUUGCAAGAGGCGGAGUCGCGUAUCAUCACGCUUGAACAACAAUUAAGUGUGAAAUCCAACAGUCAACGUGCCUUAUUGGAAGAACGUAAAGCCCUUCAACAGCAGUUGUUAACACAAGAGAUGAUAUUGAAAGAACAAUUCACCCAAUUGGAUCGUAAACACCGUGAGGAGAUGCGGCAAUUGGAAGAGACUCAUCGUCGUCGGAUCACCGCCGUUUAUCAUGAGAGCAGAGAAGAAGAAGAACGGCGUCUUUUAUACUCCCAACGGGGAAUAACACGCAUUGUAGAGGAGAUGAUGAUGUUUAUGCAGAAUCUAGAGGAAUAUGUGAGGGAUACGAUGGAAGCCUUAUUAUUAUCAUUAUCAUUAUCAGAAAGAAAAAUAGAAGAAGAAGAAGAGGAAGAAGAAGAAAAGGAAAAAGAAGAAAAUGGAAUAGAGAUGACAUCUCUUGUGGAGGAUGAAAAGGAAAAUAUCGUCUGGGCGGCCUGUGAUGAAAUUACACGUAAUUUUCUUGGGGUUGAAGGAGGUUGGAAUGCAUUAUUACAACAAUCCUUUCAAGACUCUCCACACAAGAGUGGAAUGAGAGAGAAGAGAAAUGGAAAAAGUACAAGUCUCUUCACAGCAGCAAUGCGAAGGCGUAUGCGGAGUCUUCUUUUGGAAUAUCUUCAAACACGUAUUCUUCUACCCAUCACAUCAUCAACAACAACAACAACAACAAAAGAGAGAGAAGGGAUGGGAUUGAUAAACUCAAGUAAUAAUAAUAAUAAUAAUAAUAAUAAUAAUAAUAAUAAUAAUAAUAAUAAUAAAUGUUGUUUUAUUCCUUCUUCUGGGAAACCCUUCAACUGGCAGGCUUCUCUACGUCGUUCUAUGCCAACAGCAGCACCAGUAGUCUCUUCAGUCUAUCGGUGCGAUAUUAACAGUAGCAUCACUAGUAAUAAAAGCAAUCGAAAGCCAUUGAGUGUUAGCUUCGCAGUAUCAAGUGAAGGGGAAAAUAAUAAUAAUAAUAAUAAUAAUAAUAAUAAUAAUAAUAAUAAUAAUAAAGUUGAUAAUGACGGCAACUGCAGUGAGCAGCCACUUGUAGAUUUGUUAAUGGAGUGUGUUCGCUCUGUAUUUGAUGAUAGCACAUAUCGGUGUAAAUUGCAGAGAUAA